Cynocephalus volans (Philippine flying lemur) is the source of this 1048-nucleotide messenger RNA. RefSeq names its product eukaryotic translation elongation factor 1 epsilon 1 (gene EEF1E1). Gene Ontology annotation, cellular component: nucleus; aminoacyl-tRNA synthetase multienzyme complex; cytoplasm. Bases 14 to 538 code for a protein of 174 amino acids. Gene Ontology annotation, biological process: positive regulation of DNA damage response, signal transduction by p53 class mediator. NCBI's taxonomy places the organism in Eukaryota, Metazoa, Chordata, Mammalia, Dermoptera, Cynocephalidae. The transcript has 4 exons. The record is from RefSeq and is a predicted model, not a curated record.
CUCGGGCCGGAAGAUGGCGGCGGCCGCCGAGUUGACGCUGCUGGAGAAGUCUCUGGGGCUGAGUAAGGGGAAUAAAUACAGCGCUCAGGGCGACAGGCAGAUUCCUGUUCUUCAAACAAACAAUGGUCCAAGUCUAACAGGAUUGACUACUAUAGCAUCUCAUCUAGUCAAGCAAGCCAACAAAGAAUAUUUGCUGGGGAGUACUGCAGAAGAAAAAGCAAUCGUUCAGCAAUGGUUAGAGUACAGGGUCACUCGAGUAGACAGACACUCCCAUAAAGAUGACAUCCACGCUCUGUUGAAGGAUCUUAAUUCAUAUCUUGAAGAUAAAGUCUACCUUACAGGAUAUAACUUUACCUUAGCUGAUAUCCUAUUGUACUAUGGACUUCAUCGAUUUGUAGUUGACCUGACAGUUCAAGAAAAGGAGAAAUAUCUUAAUGUGUCUCGCUGGUUUUGUCACAUUCAGCAUUAUCCAGGCAUCAGGCAACAUCUGUCUAGUGUUGUCUUCAUCAAGAACAGACUAUAUACUAAUUCCCACUAGAAGCAUUCCAUGCCGUACAGAAGAGUGAAUAAAAAUGUUGUAAAUGGAAAGCGUAUUCUGGAUCACAGGACUAACGUAAAUUGAUAUGCGGUCACUCUUUAUUUGUUGAAAUUGAUAGAAUUUUUGAAGUGUAAAAUUGUGUCUGAAUGUUUUAGUUGUUCUUUAGUUGAAGUCGUGCAGUUUUUCCCUAAAAAUUCAACUGCUAUCAAAACAAGCUGAGGUCAAGUUAUAAGUUACUAUGUUUUUAUAGAUGAAAUUUAUUUUAAUAAAAGUUGCACAUCAGUGGCUUAAUCUUAAAAAAAAAAAUAGGUAGUCCUUUCAGUGGUUGACAUAUUUGGCUAUUUAUUAACCUCUCUUUCAUAUUUUAAAAUUCAUUUUCCCCUUAUGGAUAUUGAUGGUAGUUUGUUUAUUAAGAACUAUGAUAAAUUGUGCCAAGGAUACAGAAAGGGAACACAGAUGGAUUUGUUUUCAAAUAUUUAUGUGAGCUAGUAAAUGUGGUUGACAAAAUCA